AUCUGGUAUAUAUUUUGACUGAGAUGUCUGGGUGUACAUCAAUGGUUUUCACUCGAACAUGUGAUGCGACUCGCCUUCUGGCUUUGAUUCUUCGGAAUCUUAAUAUUAGAGCCAUCCCCAUUAGUGGCCAAAUGACUCAGUCAAAGAGACUUGGAGCCUUAAAUAAGUUCAUGUCUGGGGAAUGUAAGGUUCCUGUCUGCACUGAUGUGGCAAGUAGAGGACUUGAUAUUCCAUCUGUGGAUAUGGUUAUUAAUUAUGAUAUCCCUACAAACUCCAUGGAUUAUAUUCAUCGAGUAGGAAGAACUGCUCGUGCAGGGCGAUCAGGUGUUGCAAUAUCACUCGUAAAUCAGUGUAAGCUGGAGGGGUAUAUACAGAUAGAGAAGCUCAUUGGAAAAAAGUUACCCGAGUAUCCUGCACAAGAAGAGGAAGUGCUGUUAUUACUUGAAAGCGUCACAGAAGCCAAAAGAUUAUCACAGAUGAGAAUGAAGGAAAGUGGAGGCAAGAAGAGGAGAAAGGGUGGAGGUGAUGAUGAGGAAGAUGUGGAGAGAUCUUUAGAGUCAGCUAGGAUCAACAUUACCUUCCAUCUAAUUAUUUUCUUAUUGUUGGAUUAUCCUUUGGAUUCUGGGUACAGCGAUUGCUAUCUGGUAUAUAUUUUGACUGAGAUGUCUGGGUGUACAUCAAUGGUUUUCACUCGAACAUGUGAUGCGACUCGCCUUCUGGCUUUGAUUCUUCGGAAUCUUAAUAUUAGAGCCAUCCCCAUUAGUGGCCAAAUGACUCAGUCAAAGAGACUUGGAGCCUUAAAUAAGUUCAAGUCUGGGGAAUGUAAUGUUCUUGUCUGCACUGAUGUGGCAGGUAGAGGACUUGAAAUUCCAUCUGUGGAUAUGGUUAUUAAUUAUGAUAUCCCUACAAACUCCAUGCAUUUAGCUAAGAUGAGCCUUAAAUACAAUAUGUCCAUUAGAGUAUGCAAAUAUUUUUGGUUCUUUGGCUUAAUCCACUGUCUCUCUUGCACUGACUCCAAAUGGGUAACACGAUAUUAUAUUCAUCGAGUAGGAAGAACUGCUAGUGCAGGGCGAUCAGGUGUUGCAAUAUCACUCGUAAAUCAGUAUAAGCUGGAGUGGUAUAUACAGAUAGAGAAGCUCAUUGGAAAAAAGUUACCCGAGUAUCCUGCACAAGAAGAGGAAGUGCUGUUUUUACUUGAAAGCGUUACAGAAGCCAAAAGUUUAUCACAGAUGAGAAUGAAGGAAAGUGGAGGCAAGAAGAGGAGAAAGGGUGGAGGUGAUGAUGAGGAAGAUGAGGAGAGAUAUUUAGGUGUCAAGGCUAAGAAGUUCACAAAGAAGAUGAAGACAAAAUGACAUAAAUUGUUGUCACUGCAAAUUUUGUGUUACAUAUUUCUGUAAUAUCUAAUUUGUUAUUGCCCGUGGAAUCCUGUUGUAGAGUCAGCCAGGAUCAACAUUACCUUCCAUCUAGUUAUUUUCUUAUUGUUGGAUUAUCCUUUGGAUUCUGGGUACAGCGUAAACGAUCUUG
This is a messenger RNA of Rubroshorea leprosula, 1524 nucleotides long. NCBI's taxonomy places the organism in Eukaryota, Viridiplantae, Streptophyta, Magnoliopsida, Malvales, Dipterocarpaceae. The record is from the annotation of a GenBank genome assembly.